AUGUGGUACCUUGCAGAGUUCGUGGAUCAGGACCAGUACCUGUUCAUCGCUCCGGUGUCGAAGGCCUUCAGGCGCGCAUGGGGUCCACGAGCUACGGUAACCCGACCCGUGGUGGCUGAUACUUCCGUCAGGCAGCUCACGUACUGCUUGGAGCUCGGCCUGCCCUCGAGCAUCAGGCAAGCGACCAUCUGCAACGCCGCUGCCCGUUUCGGCAGACUAGACCUCCUUAAGCUUGCCCAAGAGAGCGCUUGCGGGUGGACCCCAGCGACUUGUGCUCAGGCCGCCAGGGGGGGACACGUUGAGACCCUGCAAUGGCUUCGCGCAGAGGGUUGUGACUGGGAUGAAAAAACAUGUCAACUGGCCGCCCUCGGAGGUCAUUCCCGGGUCCUGAAAUGGGUGAGGUCCCCAACCGAGAACUGGCCGACGGGGACAGUGGACCCGAAAUCAUGCCCUUGGGGCCCACAGGCGUGCGCCGAAGCUGCCUAUGCCGGGUGCCACGACACUUUGAAAUGGCUUCGUACACACGGCUGCCCAUGGGAUGUAAGGACAUGUGGAUCUGCCGCAGCUGGCGGAUUCUUCGACAUCCUUCAGUCGGCAGUUGCUCAAGGAUGCCCCCUGGACGGCGAAUCCUGUUACUUGGCCGCUUGCAGAGGAGAUCUGCCCAUGCUUAAGUGGCUCCGGGAUAACGACUGCCCUUGGGACCUCGAAGACGGGGGUCCAUGCGCCGGGGCUGCACUUGGCGGCCAUCUUGAAGUGCUAGUGUGGGCGAGGCGUAAUGGAUGUCCAUGGAACGCGCGGACCUGCGCAGCGGCAGCGGAUGGUGGGCACCUGGAAGUGUUGCAGUGGGCCCGAGAGAACGAGUGCGAGUGGGACCAUGACACUUUCGCGUCGGCUACCUGGAGACAGCACUUUGGAGUUAUGCGCUGGGCACGAGCGAACGGCAGUCCUUGGGAUAGUCGGGCUUGCGCGAUGUCGGCUGCAAGAGGGAAUCUCAAGAUCCUUCAAUGGCUUCGUGAAGAGGGCUGUCCUUGGGAUAGCGACAGCUGCACCAAGGCAGCCGCGCACGGGCACCUCACACUGUUGAUUUGGGCCCUAGCGAACGACUGCACAUGGGACGGGGAGCUUUCAGACGUGGCAGAUGCCAACGGCUACGGCUACAUCCGUGGCUGGGUGAAGAAUAACGUUUGGCGGACCACUCGCAAGCGACCAUACCGCUUGAUAUCGAGUGGUGACACUGGGCGAAGUGUUUCAAUGCAUUACGCACCCACUUGGUACCAUUUGGUUGGUGAUAACGGACCCUCGCCAAGGGACGCCCGCAGCUAUAGCCCCGGGGGUGGGUAUCGUUUUUUGUUUAUUUUUCAUCUUUUGGCCCCUCUACGUUUAAGCCCCGAGGUGUUAUUUUUUCGGCAGAUGUUUGGGGCACCCGGCGGGCCGUUUGCAGGCAAACCCACGGACGGCAUUCAAUUGUGGCAGCAUCCUCGUGUGUGUGUCAGUUGCCGUGUUGUUGUAGUUGGUUUGGUGUUGGUGUUGCAAGCGGGUUGA
Molecule: messenger RNA, 1542 nt
Organism: Ectocarpus siliculosus
Lineage: Eukaryota; Phaeophyceae; Ectocarpales; Ectocarpaceae
Source: the annotation of a GenBank genome assembly